AACCCUAACCUCUCUUUGGUUUCUGAGGUUUUUUUUUUUUUUUUUUGCGGUUUCCGAGAAAUUGGCAGGGAAAAGAAAAUAGAGUUUGGAUCUUGCCUCUUUUGUUGUUUGGGGUGUUUGUAGGUUGAUCUAUGAAAGUGGGAGUUAAGUAGUCUUCAUUUAAGUCUUGUUUCCGUGGAAAUCCAAAUUAUAGUUCACAUAUAUGGUUAUGUAUGUAUAUGUGCACUCGGGAAGACAAUAAGCUUAAUGGUUGAAUUGAAUGGAGGGAGUUGGAGGCGAUAGUGCAGCGGCGUCACCUGUGAAUGUAUUUUGGCAAGAUGUGUGGAGGCGGUACCAGUAUCUUCUGGAUAAGUCGACUCCACACACAGUCUAUAGAUGGAUUGGGACCCUUGUUGUAGUAUUGAUUUACAUUUUACGGGUUUAUUUUGUUCAAGGGUUUUACAUUAUCUCAUAUGGGCUGGGGAUUUAUCUGCUGAAUUUGUUGAUUGGGUUCUUGUCUCCUUUGGUUGAUCCGGAGGUGGACGUGUCAGACGGGCCUAUGCUGCCCACAAAAGGUUCGGAUGAGUUUAAGCCGUUCAUUCGCCGGCUUCCAGAGUUUAAGUUCUGGUACUCCUUCACCAAAGCUUUCUGCAUUGCUUUUGUCAUGACAUUCUUUUCUAUGUUUGAUGUUCCUGUCUUCUGGCCAAUUUUACUUUGUUACUGGAUUGUUCUGUUUGUCCUUACAAUGAGGCGCCAAAUCGCUCACAUGAUCAAAUACAAAUAUAUUCCUUUCAACUUCGGGAAGCAGAGGUAUGGUGGCAAGAAACCUUCUGCAAGUAGCAGCGGCUCCCGUGGAGACUGAAGUUCUUCUAACUUUAUGAUUAGAGCAAAUAUAAUUUUACCAGAUGGCCAAAAACAAAAAAGGCUGUGUGAAGAUCAUGUAGGAUAGUUAGAAUUUUUUUGCUUUAGACACUUAUCAUGUUAUGGAUUGUAAUAUGCAUUCACAAACAUUGAAGUUCAAUUAUCAUGUCUUUUAAUGAUACCAGGGAAACUUCAUUGUUUAUACACGUUAAGAUUCAAUUGUGCCUUUUGACUGCUCUC
Messenger RNA from Juglans regia (Persian walnut), 1080 nucleotides. RefSeq names its product protein RER1A-like. The transcript is spliced from 5 exons. Gene Ontology annotation, biological process: retrograde vesicle-mediated transport, Golgi to endoplasmic reticulum; protein retention in ER lumen. The record is from RefSeq and is a predicted model, not a curated record. Gene Ontology annotation, cellular component: Golgi membrane. Bases 260 to 841 code for a protein of 193 amino acids. NCBI's taxonomy places the organism in Eukaryota, Viridiplantae, Streptophyta, Magnoliopsida, Fagales, Juglandaceae.